Phyllopteryx taeniolatus (common seadragon) is the source of this 7440-nucleotide messenger RNA. RefSeq names its product tenascin R (restrictin, janusin) (gene tnr). The record is from RefSeq and is a predicted model, not a curated record. The transcript has 32 exons. The coding region runs from base 913 to 5070 and encodes 1385 amino acids. Gene Ontology annotation, molecular function: protein binding. Lineage: Eukaryota; Metazoa; Chordata; Actinopteri; Syngnathiformes; Syngnathidae.
CCGGGUUACGUUGGUUUAAUUGACUUGAAUCCACCUGCUCGUGAGAUCAAUGAUAAGUUUCUACAUUAAAUUAUCUUUCAUAAUUACUAUAAAGUCUCCACCACACCUAAGUAGUGUCCAUCCACCGUUCAUUCGUAGUACUGUUUUUCCUCAUCAGGGUCGCCGCGAUAGGUGUUGGUGCAGAGCCAAGUCCUGGGGCGGAACACCAUCACUCCUGAGGCAAAUUUUAAACGCUGAGCAGUUUGGAGAAAGAAGGCUGCCACUAGAGGCUGCACUCUGUGUGACACCAGUGCGCACAUCAAUGAAGAGAGAUGGAGAAACUAGCUGAGAAUACAAUGAAGAACGUGAUAAAAUAAGAUGGUGAGUUGGCAUCCAUCAGUCGGCCUCGGCGGGAGGGAGUGACAGAGUGAAGAGUUAAGUCGGAGUGAGCAUCUGACAGGCUGAGAGAGAGGGAGCGAGAGAGGAAGAGAGAGAGGGAACAGUUGGGGGGCGUUUCAGCUUCCCAGUGAGAGAGCAAGUGGAGCAGGUUGCUCUGCUCGUCCUCACGUUCUCCACUGCAGCUGAGCGGAUGAGAUGAGAGGGCACAUCUGAGCCCAGUGCAACCAGCGAGGACCAACACCACAACCACCAGAGGCGGCUGAGACCUCGACGAACACAGCUCCAUAUAAAAUAGCAAGCGGUCCCGGACUUGUGUGAACCAGCCACGGUUUGAAAGAGAGCGAGGACAGGUAGACGGCCGCCUGAAUUCGGAAGCUAUCGGCAAGUGACGGGCGAAACCUGGUUACGCCAACACCACAUACAAGAAGUCUGUUGUCGUGCUCAAGACAGCCGUACAGCAAAGGACUGGCAGCAAGACUCAGACACAAUACUUGAACUAAAGGUGUGAGUGGACUGGAGAGGUUUGUUCCCAGCAUGCCACUUGCCCUGAAGCACCACAAGGCCACUGUGCCAACACAGGGCUGGAUCCUGGCUUUUGCUCUUUUUCUGGCUCUACAGGGUGCUACUUAUGCUGCUCCCUCCGGAGACAACAAGCUGGUCCGGACGACCCGAGUGAGGAGACAGAUCCCAGAUGGAGAAACCUCCUCAGCUUCCUCACCCAACCAGACAAUGCAGGAGCAACCUCUGGUCUUCAACCAUGUCUACAACAUUAAUGUACCCGUGGAAUCGCUCUGCUCGGUCGACCUUGACACCGCUGCACCACCCGCCCCAGAGGAUGGCCCCCGUGCUGAGCUUGGGUCCCGAGCCUCUGUAGAGCGACCACUGGACCCAAUUGGACCGACAGAGUACACUGAACAGACGCUGGAUACAGACAGCCAGGUUACGUUCACUCACCGUAUCAACAUCCCCAAAGCGGCGUGUGGUUGUCCGGCGACUGUCACAAUCCAGCAGCUGGCCACCAGGGUGGAGAUGCUGGAGAGAGAGCUUUCAAUGCUCCGAGCUCAGUGUGGAUCAGGUUGCUGUAGGGAGAACCCAGCCAUGGGCCGUUUCGACUAUUUCCCGGGAUGCAAUGGCCACGGCAGCUUCAGCCCGGAGCUAUGUAGCUGCAUUUGUGACGAAGGCUGGACUGGCAAAAACUGCUCGGAUCCCCGUUGCCCUGACGACUGCUCCGGCCAGGGCGCGUGCAUCGAAGGGGAGUGCGUGUGCGACCGCGACUUCGCCGGGGAAAACUGCUCUGAGCCUCGGUGCCCGGCCGACUGCUCCGGCCGCGGUCUGUGCAUCGACGGGGAGUGCAUGUGCGAGGAUUCCUUCACCGGGGAGGACUGCAUGGUCGGGAGGUGUGUGAACGACUGCUCGGGCCAAGGGUUGUGCGUCAACGGAACGUGCCAGUGCCGACCCGGGUAUGUGGGGGAGGACUGCUCGCUGGUGUACUGCGCCAACAACUGCAGCCAGAAGGGAAUCUGCAAGGACGGAUUCUGUGUGUGCCAGGAUGGCUAUGCUGGAGAUGACUGCAACUCGGUUGCACCUGCCAUGAACCUGAAGGUCCGAGGUGUAACAGACAGAGACAUCGAACUGGAGUGGGAAGGUUCUGUGGUCCUGACGGAUUAUCUCGUGACCUACACACCAAGCAGCCCGGGAGGUGUCCAACUAGAAAUCCGGCUCCCGGGGAAUACCACAUCCUGCACUAUCUCAGACCUGGAUGCAGGCAUGGAGUACAACGUCAACAUGUUUGCUGUCAUUAAUAACAGCAUCAGUGUUCCUGCCAGCAUUACUGUCGCAACCUAUCUCUCCAAUCCAGAUGGUUUAGUCUUCAAAUCCAUUACAGAGACGUCAGUCGAGGUCCAGUGGCAACCUUCCUACUAUUCCUUCGAUGGCUGGGAGAUCAGCUUCAUCCCCAAGGACAAUGAUGGCGGGAUGACCGCCCAGCUGCCCAGCACCAUCACAUCCUUUUUACAAACUGGUCUGAGACCAGGCGAGGAGUACACAGUGAACCUGGUGGCGCUUAGGGAUCAGGGUCGCAGUCAGCCCUUUACCGCUGCCGUCACGACACUGAUCGACGGCCCCACUCAGCUGGUUGUGCGCGAUGUGUCUGACACGGUAGCGUUCCUAGAGUGGACCCCGCCGAAAGCCAAGAUUGAUCAGAUUGUGUUGCGUUACGGCCUCGUGGGAGGCGAGGGCCCACGCACUACCUUUCGCCUCCAGCCUACGCUCAGCCAGUAUACCCUGCAGGUCCUUCGUCCCGGUUCCCGUUACGAGGUGUCCGUGAGCGGAGUGAGGAACGGAAACGCGAGCAGUUCCAUUCCCAUUGAAUUUACAACUGCUUUAUCGUUCUUCUCAGAGAUCGACGCCCCCAAGAACUUGCGUCUCCUCUCCAAGACCUCCACCACCUUGGAGUUGGAAUGGGACAACAGCGAGGCGCAGGUGGAAGCCUACCAGGUGGUGUACAGCACACUGGCAGGUGAUCAAUACGAAAAAGUAAUUGUACCAAGAAAUGAGGGAGACACCACAAAGGCCACUCUCACCGACCUACUGCCUGGCACAGAGUACGGUAUUGGCAUUUCUGGCAUGAGAGGCAGUAACCAGAGCACAUCGGCCACUAUGAACGCCAGAACGGGUCUGGACGUGCCCAUGGAUCUAACUGUCACAGCGUCUACGGACAACACCAUCACCCUGGUGUGGGGCACGGUCCAGGGCCCCAUUGACUUCUACAAAGUCACCUAUACAUCAUCUUCAGGCGUGUCUACUGAGCUGACUGUCCCUAGAGAUGAAACCACUACCACUCUGACAGACCUGGAGCCGGGCACGGAAUACACUAUCACUGUGGCAGCCAAGAGAGGCAGACAGCAGAGCAACGUGGCUUCCAUAGAUGCCUUCACAGGGAUCAGGCCCGUUUCCCACCUCUACUUGUCUGAGGUGACUUCCGACUCAGUGCUGGUGGCAUGGAGCUCACCGGCACCGCCGGCUGACGUCUUCAUCCUCAGCUACAGCUCUGCUGAUGGCACCGACACCUCUAAGGUGACCCUGGACGGCUCCAAGACGAGGUCGCUAGUGCAAGGGCUGCUUCCGUCCACUCAGUACACCGUCAGCCUAAUCACAAUACAAGGGGACGUCACUUCUGAGCCUAUUACAGCAUCCCUUACGACAGGUAUGGACCCACCCAAGCAGAUGACGGUGACCGCCGUGGCUGAGGACAUAGUGACCAUUUCGUGGAUAAAACCCCUGGCUCCAUUUGAAUAUUAUAAGCUUUCCUACCAGUCAGCCAGAGGUCGAGUGGACAGCGUUGUGAUUGACAGCGAUGUGACCAACUACACCUUGUCCAGUCUGUUCCCCGCUACCGAGUAUGAGAUCAGUCUCAACGCGGUCAGGGGGAGCCAGGAGAGCAAAAUUGUCAGCGCCUCGGUUUUCACAGCCAUGGACAUGCCAUCAGAGUUGACUGCACUCAACAUUACUCCGCAAGGAGCCCUGCUGAGGUGGAACCCCCCUAUGUCCAACGUCGACAAUUACGUGCUGACUCUCACACAUGACCAGGUGACAGCAGAUACCUUCCUCGUGGAGGGCAACAAGCAGGAACAUCAGCUAUCCAACCUGAAGCCCAGCACCUCCUACUCGGUAGCCCUCUAUGCCACCAAGGGACCCCUCACCAGCGGCACUGUCAUCGCCAACCUCCAAACACCCAUGGACGCUCCUCUGAACCUGACAGCCAGCGAAGUGAAUCACCGCAGCGCUCUCAUCUCCUGGCAGCCGCCCAUCUCUGAAAUCGACAACUAUAUGCUCACCUACAAGUCACUGGAUGGCAACCGUAAAGAGUUGAUUCUCGACGCAGAGGACACGUGGAUUCGCCUGGAGGGUCUGCCCGAGACCACCGAGUUCACCGUCAAGCUGCAAGCAGCGAGGGGUCUGGACACCAGCGCUGUCGUCUCCACCACCUUCACCACAGGGAGUCGGCUGUUUGCGACGCCUCAGAAUUGCGCCCAGCACCUGCUGAACGGGGAGACGCUGAGCGGCGUCUACACCAUUUACAUCAACAGGGACCCCAGCCAGGGCGUGCAGGUGUACUGUGACAUGAGCACGGACGAAGGAGGCUGGAUUGUGUUUCAGCGACGUCAAAACGGCCUGACAGAUUUUUCCAGGAAGUGGAGUGACUACCGGGUCGGCUUUGGGAACCUGGAGGAUGAAUUCUGGUUGGGUUUGGACAACAUCCAGAGGGUCUCCGCUCAGGGCCGCUACGAGCUGAGGAUCGACAUGAAGGACGGGCAGGAGUCAGUCUAUGCCAAUUAUGAUAAAUUCUCCCUCGGAGAUGCAAGGAACCUGUAUAAGCUCAGGAUAGGAGAGUACAACGGCACCGCCGGCGACUCUCUGAGCUACCACCAGGGACGACCCUUCUCCACAAAAGACAGGGACAACGACAUCGCUGUCACUAAUUGUGCCUUGUCGUACAAAGGAGCCUGGUGGUACAAGAACUGCCACCGUGCCAACCUAAACGGGAAGUACGGCGAGUCCAGACACAGUCAGGGAAUUAACUGGUACCACUGGAAAGGUCACGAGUUCUCAAUUCCCUUCGUGGAGAUGAAGAUGAGGCCGUUCAACUUCCGUAGCAUCGGCAGCAAGAGGAGGCGGUCGGCGCCCGUAUAGGCUCCCGUUUGAGCCACCGCCCAAGCUGAGAGGCAGAGACGGAUUGAGUUCGGAUGACUGUUUUGAUCAGCCUUCGUCAAUGAAAAGAAAUGUUUUAUAGAAGAGAAUCUGUGACUCGUGCGUUCUUUCCAUUUUCAAUUGGCAAAAGAAAAUCAGAAAAAUGUAAAAGUUUUCUUUUAAAUGAACUAAAAAAAAAAAACCAAGUAAUAUUUCAUAAUUAAAUUUAAGGCUAUGGCUAAUAUGAAAAAUCUGGCAUUUUUUUCUCGUUUUUGUUAUAGCACUAACAAAAUAACCAGUCGCUAUUUCAUGUUUGUUUUUAUUUUUCAUUGCCAAUUGAAUGUGGAAAGACCAAAUGAUACCUGGUUUUACGAGGCUUCUGUGACAAUAGGCCAUUUUAUUGAGCGUUAUGCUUUUUUGGUGAAAUUAAAGCAACACGUGUGACAGCAGCGAGCGUCUUAGGAAAACAUCAUUUGACAUCUGUUCGUCUCUGCCUCGCAUCCGCGUAGAGCCGUCUUUCCCUGCUGUCCUUCCUCCCAGGAGAUAAAGACACUGUAUGUAAUUUAUUCAACUCCUUGAAUGACUGACAAUUCUUCUGUUUUCUGUAAAAAACAAAACCCCAACAAAAAACAAUAAGGAUGUGCUCUUUUACCAUUAACAAUAAUAACACUUUUAACAACUAUGAAGGCCGUUACUGUAAGAUAUAUACAUAUAUUUUUAUAACUGAUAUUGUCACAAAAAGGUCCAUCGUAUUUGAUUUGAUGCCUUUUCAUUCUGAGAUUCAUGCAAACCCGACAGACAACACAAGCCUCUUUUACACAGGUUAUUUCCAGGUUGCUAUUGUGUACAAUCCGAGCAUUAUUCCAACUUUUGAGGUGUUAUCGGAGUCAUCUAAUUAUAGUGGUGCCUUGAGGUACAAGUUUAAUUCGUUCCGAGACCAUGCUCGUAACUCGAACCACUGGUAUAUGAAAUCAUCUUUCCCCAUUGAAAUGAACAGAAAUGCUAUCGAGCCCACCCAAAAAAAAAAACUAAAAACAUUUUUGCAUUGUGUUUUCUAAUGAAGAAAAUAGUACUUGAUAAUAUUGUACUUUAUAUAAACAUAUAGUAAUAACAAUUAAAUGUAAGGAAUUAAUCAGAUUUUUGCAUCUUGAAUAAUUUCUUUGUGAUUGUGCCGCUCCUGGUGUGUGUGCCUUGGCAAACUGGGGCCCGUGCUAUACAUAGAGACAGUCACAACUCCUCAGUGAGCUGCAGUAAUAUUUGUUGUUUUUUGCAAUAAAUAAUUGAUGCCUGUUAGUAUUAUAUGUCUACGUGUUGCUCCAUCGUUUGUGUUCAAAUAUCCGUCUUUGGCGUUUUGUAUUGUUCAAUAGCACUAAGCUAAAAUGACUUUCCUAAGGCAAAGCUAUGUGGUUGUUUUAAAAACACAAUGUGUAAUUCUCUUUAUUUUGUUUAAUUUGACAGUAAACUUCAACUGGGAGAGACAAUAAAUGGCUUGAAUCCUCUUUUUUUUCCACAUUUGCCAAACUGCUGUUUAUUGUGAGUUGAGUUCACUGCCACCAUACAGCGCUCGUAUCUCAAAUUUCUGCUUGCAUGGCAAAGCAAAAAUAGGCAGAACGACAGCUCAUAUUUUUUUGAAAUCUCCUAAAUUGCGUAACUCGUAUCUUCAGGCUCCACUGUACUAUAAGUUAGAACAGUGUUUCCCAACCUUUAUUGCGUCAAAGCACCCAUUUUACCUUAGAAAAAUCUCACGGCACACCACCAAACAAAAAUGAAACAAAAAAUAUGAACAUUGAAAUAACGAUGAUCUAGUCUGAAAUUUGUUGUUUGAAUGGCAACAAGUAGAUUUAUUUCUUCUGCUUGUCACUAUACGUCGCUGGCAUAGAUAGAUUAACAGAGAUACGUUGCUUGUAGUAAAGGAUAAAUCAUUUUCAUGAAAUUGAAUAAUUUUCCCGUAGCACAUCUUUUAGAGGGCUAGCUUUGCUAUCCUGCUUUGCUGGAUUCUGUGUAACGCUGGAAUGCAGCUGCAUUGGGGGAUCUCUGUGUAAAAGAUGUUAAAGACGAUAGGAACAUUCAAGGUUCACAAAGCAGUGCAGCUUCAUUAUGACCCAAUUUAUGAAUGUCUGACUGUUCCACUAUAGAAUACAGUAUUUGUGUUCAUUGUCAAUACAUUGAUUUUUUUUUUCUUCCUGUGUUCAUUUCCAUGUUCAUUUAAUUCACUUCGUUUGUUUCAUUGUUGCGUUGUAGUUUAGUUUCAAACAGACUAUGUGAGUGUUUUAUCUUGCUGUCGGGAUCAAAUGGUUUGCAUCUUUGGUAUUCACACCAUUUUAUGUGAAAAGAUAGAAACCAGUCAGUCAACAAAACGAGCAUCAACAAUGG